Molecule: messenger RNA, 5055 nt
Organism: Amphiprion ocellaris (clown anemonefish)
Lineage: Eukaryota; Metazoa; Chordata; Actinopteri; Pomacentridae
Gene: tubgcp3
Product: tubulin, gamma complex associated protein 3
Exons: 23
Coding region: 107-2869 (920 amino acids)
Biological process (GO): microtubule nucleation; mitotic cell cycle; meiotic cell cycle
Cellular component (GO): centrosome; equatorial microtubule organizing center; spindle pole
Molecular function (GO): microtubule minus-end binding; gamma-tubulin binding
Source: RefSeq, a predicted model, not a curated record
CUGUCAAAAUGGCGUUGUUCGUAGUGGGAAGCUGGAGCUAGUUCAUAUUGCUCAGUCGCAUUUAUUGAAUUAUUCGGCAACACACGAAACGUUUGCCGCUGACACCAUGGCAACUCUGGAUCAGAAAUCACCCAACGUCCUCCUCCAGAGCCUCUGCUGUAGAAUCACAGGGAAAAGCGAAGCUGAAGUUGCCCACCAGUUCCAGUAUGCGGUGCGAGUUAUUGGCAGUAAUUAUGCCCCCACGAUCGAACGAGACGAGUUCCUGGUGUCGGAGAAGAUCAAGAAAGAAUUGCUGAAGCAGAGGAGAGAAGCAGAUGCUGCUCUGUUCUCGGAGAUGCACAGAAAGCUUCAGACACAGGGUGUUUUGAAGCAUCGCUGGUCGGUUCUCUACCUGCUGCUUAGCCUUUCUGAAGACCCCCGUAAACCGUCCAGCAGGGUUGGAAACUAUGGGGCUCUUUUCGCCCAGGCCCUGCCCAGGGACGCCCACUCCACCCCGUUCUACUGCACCCGUCCCCAGAGCCUGGCCCUGGGCUACGCCGAGAGGAGCACCGGCCUCUCCGCCAGCGUCGGGACCAGCGGGAUUUCCAGUCUUGGAGUGUACACACUGAACGGGCCCACACCGACGCCACAGUCGCUGCUGUCCGGUCAACCUCCUCAAUCUGCAGCUGCUCAGCCUCUGGGCUCACGUUUAGCAUGGGCUCUUCCUUUAAGCUCCUCCCCUUCCUCUGCUCUGGCUCCGCCCACCGCUCGACCACCGCUCGGGCCUCCAGUUCCGGCCACCAGAGUGAUCCGUCCUCGACGAGACGGCGAUGCAGCCGGUGAGGUGAGCGAGGCAGCGCUGGUACGUGACAUCCUCUACGUCUUCCAGGGAAUAGAUGGCAAGUUCAUCAAGAUGAACGCCCAGGACAACUGCUACAAAAUAGACAGCAAGGUGGUGCUGUGCAAGUCCCUCAGGGACACCAGCAGCCGACUGGCCGAACUGGGCUGGCUCCACAACAAAGUCAGGAAGUACACCGACGCCAGGAGUCUGGACCGGGCCUUUGGAUUGGUCGGACAGAGUUUCUGUGCCUCGCUCCACCAGGAGCUGAAGGAGUACUACAGGCUCCUCUCUGUCCUCCACUCACAGCUGCAGGUGGAGGAUGACCAGGGUGUGAACAUGUGCACAGAAAGCAGUUUGACUCUCAGGAGACUGCUGGUCUGGAUGUACGAUCCCAAAGUCCGACUCAAAACGCUGGCCGCCCUCGUCGACUACUGCCAAGGUCGUAAGGGAGGCGAGCUGGCUUCGGCAGUUCACGCCUACGGGAAAACUGGAGACCCGCAGAUGAGAGCGCUGGUUCAACACAUCCUCAGCCUGGUGUCGCACCCCAUCCUCAACUUCCUCUACAGGUGGAUCUACGACGGAGAGCUGGAAGAUACCUACCAUGAGUUCUUUGUAGCAUCGGAUCCCAACGUGAAGACGGAUCGUCUGUGGCAUGACAAGUACUCCCUCAGGAAGUCCAUGAUCCCCUCGUUCAUCACCAUGGACCAGGCCCGCAAGGUUCUGCUGAUCGGUAAAUCCAUAAACUUCCUGCAUCAGGUUUGUCAUGACAGGACGCCGCCGGGAAAGAUCACAGCAGCGUCCAAGUCUGCAGACACUCCUAAGGAUGGCAAGAGUCUCCCUUUGUCUCAACACCUCAUAAUGGGACAUUUGAUGCUGGCUGCCGAGCUGCUGUCGGACCUAGAAGGAGCGUUUCAGGAGAAAAUCGAUGCCGCUUACUUUGACACGAGCAAAUACCUGCUGGACGUUCUCAACCGCAACUACCUGCUGCUGGAGCACCUUCAGGCCAUGAGGAGAUACCUGCUGCUGGGCCAGGGAGACUUCAUCAGACACCUCAUGGACCUGCUAAAACCUGAGUUAGCGCGUCCUGCCACCACUUUAUACCAACACAACCUGACCGGUAUCUUGGAGACGGCAGUCCGAGCCACUAACGCCCAGUAUGACAAUGCAGAGAUCCUGAAGAGGCUGGACGUACGCCUGCUAGAGGUGUCUCCUGGUGAUACAGGUUGGGAUGUUUUCAGCCUGGACUACCAUGUUGAUGGACCCAUUGCAACAGUGUUUACAAGGGAGUGUAUGGGCCACUACCUGCGUGUGUUUAAUUUCCUGUGGAGGGCCAAGAGGAUGGAAUACACACUGACUGACAUUUGGAAGGGCCAGAUGUGUAACGCCAAACUGCUCAAAACCAUGCCUGAGCUGUCCGGCGUGCUGCACCAGUGUCACAUCCUGGCCUCCGAGAUGGUCCACUUCAUCCACCAAAUGCAGUACUACAUCACCUUUGAGGUGCUGGAGUGCUCCUGGGACGAGCUGUGGAACAAAGUGCAGCAGGCUCAGGACCUCGACCACAUCAUCGCCGCCCACGACGUCUUCCUAGACACCAUCAUCUCAAGAUGCCUGCUCGACAAUAACAGCAGGUCCCUUUUGAACCAGCUGAGGGCCAUAUUUGACCAGAUCAUCGAGUUUCAGAGCGCCCAGGACUCCCUCUACCGCUCAGCGCUGGAGGAGCUCACCCUCCGCCUGCAGUACGAAGAGAAGAAGCAGCAGAGAGAGGAGGAGGGUCAGUGGGGAGUGACAGCCGAGCAGGAAGCAGAGGAGAAGAGGAGGGUUCAGGAGUUUCAGGAAACCAUACCAAAGAUGCGCUCCCAGCUCCGCAUCCUCACCCACUUCUACCAGAGCAUCGUCCAGCAGUUCCUGGUGCUGCUGAUGACCAGUUCAGAUGAGAGUCUGCGCUUCCUCAGCUUCAGACUGGACUUCAACGAGCACUACAGGGCCCGAGAGCCGAGACUUCGAGCCUCGCUGGGCGCCACCCGGGGGCGACGAUUGUCAAAUAUCUGACACGACAGCGACAUGACUGACAAACGAUAUUUCUCGCAUUGGAGCACUGGGGGCUGUGACAUCACAGAGACUAAUAGCAGACUUUUAAGCGUCGGGAUGAUGUCAUGCCUUGGAGGAGCGGUCGCAGUAUCACGGCGGCGACGGUCGCCAAGAGAUGACAUCACAGGGAAGUCGGCUGAGCGGGAUCGCAAAGGAACAAACUUUCAGACACCCUGAUUGGAAGGCUUCGGCAAGAUUCCUGCAAAAUACAAGUGAGUUUUGGAGGUGAGAAACGCUGCUGUCAGACUGAGCUCCCCGAGUCACACAGGGCCACCGUACAUGGCAUGCCUUAUUAAAAUGAGAAAAAAAAGCAAAACCUCUUUUUCUCAGUGUGGUUGCCAAAAUCUAGUCCCAAUGUAUGUACAUAGAGUUUAUGCAAAAAUGUAUGUAUGUGUAUAUGCAUCUUUCCACAUCGACACCUGUGGCUUUUUUCCAUCUUCUCACUAGGGUUCGACCGAUAUAUGGGUUUGAUAUCGCUAUUUUUUCAAUUUUGUACCCGUAGCAGUUAUUAAAAUCGAUUUUAGUACAAAUAUUCAAGAGAGAGCUGCUGCUGCUGGAGGUUUGUUCUCGAAAUUUGGACACACAAGGUUAACGUUUACCGGUUUAUCGGUCUAACCCUAGUCCCUCUGCACUCUCCAACUUAAAAUCCAGGGUUUUUUUAGUGCAUCAGGUCAGCUUGACCACAAUCAUACAGGAGAUGUGGAAUUAAACACCACACACACUCACACAAAGAUCAUACAGACACAAAGCCAUGCGGUUGCCUCCUUUAUUCUUUCUUUUAAUCAGAUUCGUGAGAGGCUCCCUUACUGAGAAUCAGCUGAUGUAAAGAAUGUCAUUAAGGGUUAACUUAGUUUAUAUUUAAGUGUGGCUUCCCUUCAUUUCCCCGCUUAGUUUCAUGUCUGUAUGAGAUCAUGUUCAGGAAUACAAUCCUCACAACAACCACAACAACCUCACUUCUUCUCGCUCCAUAAACACACAGAAACUAGAAAAAAAAUGUAAAUAUUUCCACGUUUAAAUGAUUAUUUGUUCUAAAUGUUAACUCAAGCAGUUUAUUUUCUGAAAACGAGUCUAUUCUGACAUUAUAAAGAAGAAAACAAGUUUAUUUAAGUGAGGCUUAAAGAGGGUGUUCAAGGCGAGUUUAUUCAGAACUGUAGCAUCAUUUCAGGAUGGAAAUAGAACCUUUAUUAGCUUUCCUCCCUUCUGUUCUGCUCUGGAUCACUAUAACUUUUAGAUUUGUUCAUGUUGGUGUAUUUAGCUCCUGAAAUUCCACAGCACAAGCCUCACAUACUUCCCGAUACAUUUAAAUCUGAAUAUAAAUGAGCAAAUUAACAUUUCUGAAUCCAGGCGUGACCCAAACCUGAGCAGUGAAGUCUUCUUUGCUUCAGAAGUCGCAUGGUGGAUUUCCCUUUUGGAGUUUUCUUGAAAAAAACAAAAAACAAAAAAAAAAAAAAACUGUUCAUUGAGGUUAGAAACCAAAUUGUAUUUUAAUCAGCAAAUUAUACAAUCAGCCGUGAAUGCUGUGCAAAAUCUGGUCUCCAGUCGAGGGUUUUAAAGGUUAAAAAAAAAGUAACGAGCCAGAUUUACCCAAAUUACGAUCUUGUGCGCCUCCUCUUCCCUCUAACUCCCAUUUAACUAAACAAAGUAAUGUAAAAAUGAUACUCCAAGUAAUGUUUUGUUGGCUUUUUUCAUUUCAAAAGUUCUCCAGCAGUGUUGUUCAGAUGUUUCUCUGGUUUACUCCUGCACAUUACCAAACUGCAGUACAUUUCAGGUUUGUAGAAUAUUCCUCCUCAGCAGCGUCACACGGUGACUUCAGGAACAGAUAUCCUCCAGGAACAGAUAUCCUCCAACAUCAGCCCUGGAUUCUCUGUGCACUUCCAUAAAUGUGUGUGCGGUGAUGCUCCAGAUUUAAUUUUUAUCGUCAGUGAAACAACUCGGUGCUGCGUACGGUCCGUAGACCGCUUUCCUGCUUUCUGACAAUGACUUCCUUCCUAUGUGUGUAAAGAAGCGAGUGAAAUCAAACCGGCCCUGGGUUCAGCUCUUGUGCUCCGUCUGUUUCUCUGUAUUCUACAUUGUAUAGCACAUAAUGUAUAGAAAAUAGGGAUACAAACCAUCCCGCUUCCUCUUUAAUAAAAUGUUUUUGUUUUUAA